UCUAACACAAAAAGAGAAGGUGGCCACUUCGCAAUUGCGAUUCAACAUUCAAAGGCUGGAUGAUUUCGUCGUCUUCUUUUUUCCAUGGAAUAACGUGUUUUAGCUUGUAUCACAUGGUGCUUUGUGUGACCAAACACCAACAAAAAGCUUCCAGACGAUUGGACCAUUACAAAUCUGUCAUUUUACGCUUUGUCGAUCGCUUUUGGAAAAUCAGGCCUGGGUCCUCGAUUUCGGUGAGGGUUUGUCGGGGGCACAAAAGCUCAGUCUCUCGCUUUAAUGCUCGCGCAAUUUGAUUCUCUGCCUUGGAUCUGACAGUGAUUUUACAGAUUUUCAGUGCCUGCAGGACAUUAAAUGGGCAAGGUGGCUGCUACUGUUAGCAAUCCGAGUUCAGACACCAAGAGAAAUGUGGUCUCAAGUGUGUUUGAUCCGGCACUCUCUCGAUUCGUUGGAUUCUCUCAAAAGCUUCAAACCUGUCUUAAGUCCCAGCUGAAGAAUCUAACAGCUGAUAAGCAAGGGAUUGGUUCUUCAUGGAUGCAAGAUAAAGAAAGCUCAUCGAGCUCCAUACAAAUUGACCUGGAUAAACAGUUAGAUAGUUGGAGAGAAAACCCUUCGUGGACCGAUCAGACCCCAGUGAUUAAGGUGAGUAUUCCAAAAGGAUCGCUUUGCAAUCUCAAAGCGGAAGUGAACGUUGGGUUGCCUCCUGACGCAGUAUAUAACAUUGUGAUCGACCCUGACAAUAGAAGAGUCUUCAAGAAUAUCAAGGAGGUUCUGUCGCGGAAAGUUGUGGUAGAUGAAGGAUUAAGGCAAGUGGUGGAAGUAGAACAAGCAGCUUUGUGGAGAUUUCUCUGGUGGUCAGGAACAAUCUCAGUUCAUGUUUUGGUAGAUCAAAACCGAGCAGAUCACUCUAUGAGAUUCAAGCAAGUGAAGAGCGGGUUCAUGAAGAGAUUCGAAGGAAGCUGGAAAGUUAAGCCAUUGUUUGUGGACGAGCAUAUGUGCGAUCGUCUGAAACCGAAAACCCUGGAGGAAUAUAACCAUUGCACUGGAGGUAAAGGGAGGAUCGGAUCAAAGGUGACGCUGGACCAGCUAAUACAGCCAGCGAUUAUUCCACCACCGCCUAUUUCUUGGUAUCUGAGAGGAAUCACGGCCAAAACAACAGAGAUGCUCAUCCAUGACUUGUUAGCUGAGACCGCUAGGAUCCGCAAUGGUUUUGCGACCGGAGAAACGGAGGAUAGUGAUGAGCAACGGAUUGGGAAACCCGGAGAUAUAAAGGAAAGAUGGGCUGCACAUAGAAGAACAUCAAGGAGACGGCGAAAAGAGUUGUGCUGAUUCAGUUAUUGAUGAAAGAACUAAAACCAUUCCAUGGUUUUGGUAAUAGAGAAUGUUCAUGGGUUUUGGUAUCAUUCAGGAAUAUGUGAAGCAUAAUAUACAUGUUUGUUGUGAUAAGAUUCUGAUUCAUAUAA
Molecule: messenger RNA, 1460 nt
Organism: Eutrema salsugineum
Lineage: Eukaryota; Viridiplantae; Streptophyta; Magnoliopsida; Brassicales; Brassicaceae
Exons: 6
Coding region: 352-1326 (324 amino acids)
Source: RefSeq, a predicted model, not a curated record